AUGCAAGAAGGACUAGCAAAUCUCGAGCUUGAAUCACGAAACCCGCCAGCUCACCGAAUGAGCUCUAUGUCGAGCGUUUCCUCUAUGCAGUCUCCCAGCUACGAUCAACAACAUUUUAGACCCCGCGAUCAGUACCAAGACCAUGGCGCACAACAACAAUACCCGAGCGGACCGAGCUUCACAGCGAGCUACGAACAUACGAAUGCGUCUGCAUACCAAAAUAUAGACAGGCCGGGUGGUUACCAUCGACCAAAUGCCGAAUCCCCCACGUUUUCUCCGUUCCCCAAACCCGUCAAUGCCGGUCCAAAUGUACCUCUUUCCGAUGACGAGAAGGAAGAAGUCCUGGAGAGAGCAAGACCUUUGGUUCUCAAAACCACCGAUCCGGAGAUGCAAUUAGCAUGGGCACAAGACGCUCUUGCGUGGGUCGAGACAGCGAAAACAUACUCCAUAAAACUGGAGACAGAAGGGCAAACCCCCAGGUCAAUAACUCCCAAAAUCGAGCAUUCUUUAAGAAAAGACGCCACCAAUAUUGUCAUAUUUCUCGCAGAACAGCACCACCCAAAGGCAGAAUUCAUGAAGGGGAUGUGGCUCGAGUUUGGAAAGUUUGGAUACCGGGUGGAUAAGAAAGAGGCCUUUCUAGGGUAUAGGAGAGCUGCGGAGAAGGGUUACGCACGAGCUGAAUACCGGAUAGGAAUGCAAUACGAGAAUUCAAGCGACUUUGCGAAAGCUGUAGAUCAUUACAAGAGGGGGGUUGCAAUGGGGGAUUCGGCCUCAAAUUACAGAUUGGGGAUGAUGACUUUGUUAGGCCAACACGGUAUGCCGCAAAACUUCCAGGCAGGUGUAGAUCUCGUACGCUUCUCUGCAGAUACGGCCGAUGAGAAUGCCCCUCAAGGAGCCUACGUCUACGGCAUGCUUCUGGCUAAGGAAUUACCAAAUAUCAAUAUUCCGGAACAGUUUCUCCCGUACGAUCUAAACGAUGCAAAGCUAUUCAUCGAGAAGGCGGCAUAUCUUGGAUUUGGAAAAGCACAGCUUAAAAUGGCCCAAGCAUACGAACUAUGUCAACUGGGUUGUGAAUUCGAGCCCACCUUGUCUUUGCAUUACAAUGCGCUUGCAGCUCGGCAAGGAGAAGCUGAGGCGGACAUGGCGAUCAGUAAAUGGUUUCUCUGUGGAUAUGAAGAUGUGUUUGAGAAGAAUGAAGAACUGGCCUUCACAUACGCCAAGAGGGCGGCUGCAACGGGUAUGGCUACGGCCGAGUUUGCGUUGGGCUACUUUUACGAAAUCGGGAUUUAUGUACCCAUGGACCUACGCGAGUCGGAAAGUUGGUACAACAAGGCGUCCCAACACGGGAAUAAAGAUGCACUUGGGAGAAUCGACAGUAUCAAGAAGAACAACACCUUCUCGAGAAGCGAUCAUGAGAAGAUUGGAAUUAAUCGUAUCAAAUCAACACGUGGUUCACAGCGAGGAGGGAGACCGCCUGGUUUAGCAAAACGGCUCGACCCCAUGCCGAGUAUAGCAGACAAUGUACUUGAUAUGCCAGAUCCUAGAUCUUCAUACUCCGGAACUGGGGAAACACGCCCUUUGCAAAACAACCGUCCCCCACAGAGGCCUAUUUCUGUUGCCCCAUAUCCUGAGGAUGAUAUGAUGCACCCCCCUAGGCUUGCCAAUGGUCCGGGUCCAGGUCAAGGCCAAGGGUUACGCCCACAUUCACGAGGCGGUCCACAAGCAGACAGGCCUACCUCCGCGUUUGGAAUCAGGCCUUUGAACCACGCCAAUACGAGUUUAGAUCCAGGACAGCAUGGAGGCAGGCCACAAGAUCCAAUGCGACCUUCCACGAGUAUGGGAAAUAUGCAUGUUCCAGGAGGUCGAGGAAGCAACCCGGCCGAUAGAGGGCACGUUGUUUCGGCCGGCUGGGAUCCUCAAGCGCCCACGGGUUAUCGUCAACCUUCUCCAGGUUUACCUCCGAAAUUGCCUCCAAUCGAUGCUGGUGGGCCUGUCAAUUUCGAGCAGAGUUCGAACAGGCUUCAGAAGGUUCCACCUGUCAACAUGAACAGACCUCCGCCUGCACAACCCCAAGGAUAUGGACAGGAUCCUUCCAGACAGUCGGUGCCUCAACAGCCAUACAAAUACACCCGAGAAUCCGCGAUGCCAACGGACCCUGCUGCUCAACGGCGAGACCCAAUUGCGAAUAAUGCAAGUCGACCAGUUCGACAAAGUUCGAUGACACCGACACAGAAUCAAACUCCGUUGCAGAGUCCCGCUCAUUCUGAGAGAUUCGAGUCGAUACACAGCCCAGCCCAGAGUCGUGCCUCUCAGCGUCCAUCACAACAGCCCAUGUCUCCUCAAGGGCAUCCGAAUUCUCGACCCCCGUCCGCAGCACCCUCCACCGCACCCUCUACUGCACCAUCGACAUCCUCAAGCGCUGCAAAGAAAGGCCCCGCAACUUUCGGGGAGAUGGGUAUUCCAGCCGCGAAGUCCGAGGAAGGAUGCGACAUGGGUUAUUAUGUUGCAUUUGGGAGCGAUUACUAUGAUUUAAAAAGAGAGCAUUUGAAUUGA
Lachnellula hyalina is the source of this 2553-nucleotide messenger RNA. It is a transcript of the gene chr4, whose product is annotated as Chitin synthase regulatory factor 4. The record is from RefSeq and is a predicted model, not a curated record. NCBI's taxonomy places the organism in Eukaryota, Fungi, Ascomycota, Leotiomycetes, Helotiales, Lachnaceae. Gene Ontology annotation, molecular function: protein binding. The coding region runs from base 1 to 2553 and encodes 850 amino acids. The transcript has 2 exons.